AUGGCGACCCCAUUAUACAUCGGCUUCGACCUCUCAACCCAACAACUCAAAGCCCUCGUCGUAAACUCCUCCCUAAAAGUCAUCCACACCUCCAUCUUCGACUUCGACGCCGACUCCCACAACCACCCCAUCAGAAAAGGCGUGCAGACCAACGAAGCCGAGCACGAGGUCUUUGCCCCCGUCGCUCUCUGGCUGCAAGCUCUUGAUGGCGUUCUCGAGGGCCUUAAAUCCCAGGGUCUCGAUUUUAGCCGCGUGAAGGGGAUUUCGGGGGCGGGGCAGCAGCAUGGGAGUGUUUAUUGGGGGCGGGAGGCGGAGAGGAUGUUGCAGGGGUUGGAUGCGGGGAGGGGAUUGGAGGAGCAGUUGAGUGGGGCUUUUUCGCAUCCGUUUAGUCCGAAUUGGCAGGAUUCGAGUACGCAGAGGGAGUGUGAUGAGUUUGAUGGGGUUUUGGGGAGUAGAGAGGAGUUGGCGCGGGUUACGGGGAGUAAGGCUCAUCAUAGGUUCACGGGUCCUCAGAUUAUGAGGUUCCAGAGGAAGUACCCUGAUGUAUAUCAGAAGACGGAGAGGAUUUCCCUUGUUUCUUCGUUCCUGGCUUCGUUGCUUCUGGGCCGUAUUGCGCCGUUUGAUAUCUCGGAUGUUUGUGGAAUGAACCUGUGGGAUAUCAAGAAGGGGGUAUACCAUGAGGAGCUUCUGAAGCUGUGCGCAGGCUCGUUUGGUCCAGAGGACCUGAAGCGAAAGCUGGGCCCUGUUCCUGAGGACGGCGGUUUCCAUCUGGGCAUGAUUGACCGGUACUAUGUCGACCGGUAUGGCUUCAGUCCCGACUGUGUAGUGAUUCCCUCAACCGGUGACAACCCGGCCACCAUCCUUGCCCUGCCACUACGACCCUCAGACGCAAUGGUGUCCCUGGGAACAUCGACGACCUUCCUCAUGUCUACCCCCAGCUACAAACCCGACCCGGCAACACACUUCUUCAACCACCCCACAACCCCAGGCCUCUACAUGUUCAUGCUAUGCUACAAGAACGGCGGCCUAGCACGAGAAUACGUCCGCAACGCCAUCAACGAGAAACAAGGCAACCCCUCUUCCUCAGCACCAGGCGGACCAUGGGCGAACUUCGACAAGACCACACUGGCAACACCCCCCAUGGGCCAAAAAUCCGACACCGACCCCAUGAAACUCGGCCUCUUCUUCCCCAGACCAGAAAUCGUCCCCAACCUCCCCGCCGGCCAGUGGCGCUUCACCUACAACCCCUCCACAAAAGCCCUCACAGAAACAGAGGACGGCUGGGACCACCCCACCGACGAAGCCCGCGCCAUCGUCGAAAGCCAACUCCUCUCCCUCCGCCUGCGCUCGCGCGGCCUAACCGAAAGCCCUGGCGUGGGCAUCCCCGCGCAACCCCGCCGCGUGUACCUCGUAGGCGGCGGCUCGAAGAACCGCGCCAUCGCCAAGGUUGCUGGUGAGGUCCUCGGCGGUAUCGACGGUGUGUAUAAGCUGGAUGUGGGUGAUAAUGCGUGUGCGUUGGGAGCGGCGUAUAAGGCUGUUUGGGGAUUGGAGAGGGAGCCUGGACAGACGUUUGAGGGGUUGAUUGGGCAGCGGUGGAGGGAGGAGGAGUUUAUUGAGAAGAUUGCGGAUGGAUAUCAGCCGGAAGUGUUUGAGAGGUAUGGGUUGGCUGUGGAGGGGUUUGAGAAGAUAGAGAGGGCUGUGUUGGGGCAGAAGCAGUAG
Molecule: messenger RNA, 1719 nt
Organism: Aspergillus glaucus CBS 516.65
Lineage: Eukaryota; Fungi; Ascomycota; Eurotiomycetes; Eurotiales; Aspergillaceae
Product: xylulokinase
Exons: 2
Coding region: 1-1719 (572 amino acids)
Biological process (GO): D-xylose metabolic process; xylulose metabolic process
Cellular component (GO): cytosol
Molecular function (GO): D-xylulokinase activity
Source: RefSeq, a predicted model, not a curated record